CAGGCACACUCUUGUGCAUCUGCUUUCAUCAUCCUCUCAAACAGAACUGCAUCCAGCUCCAUCACUGACAUCAAAUCAGGCUAGGAUCCACAGCAGAAGAGAACAUUUCAAGCUGUGUUUUGGAGAAAAAAGACAGAAACUCAUCAUGUCCUUUGAAGUAAAGGAGAAGACAGAGGUGCGUUUGGUGUUUCUGGGAGCAGCAGGAGUGGGGAAGACAGCCCUGAUCCAACGAUUCCUCAAAGACACCUUUGAGCCCAAGCACCGGCGCACAGUGGAGGAGCUUCACAGGAAGGAGUACGAUGUGGCGGGUGUCAAAGUCACCAUCAACAUCAUGGACACCAGUGGCAGCUACUCCUUCCCCGCCAUGAGAAAGCUCUCCAUCCAGAGCAGCGACGCCUUCGCCCUGGUGUAUGCCGUGGACGACCCGGAAUCCUUGGAGGCAGUGAAGACUCUUCGAGAGGAGAUCCUGGAGGUCAAAGAGGACAAGUUCACACCGAUUGUGGUGAUAGGCAACAAGAUAGACCGCCUCGAUGAGCGUCAGGUGUCCAGCAAGGACGUGCUGUCCACAGUGGAGCAGGACUGGAACAACAGCUUCAUGGAGUCCUCCGCCAAAGACAAUGUCAAUGUGAUUGAAGCUUUCAGAGAGCUGCUCCAGCAGGCCAAACUGCCCAGCAGGUUCAGCCCGGCACUGUGCCGGAGACGGGAAACCUUCCCCAAGGAGAGCAACCAACGACCCUCACUGAACAAGACCAACAGCUGCCUCAUUUCAUAAGGAUGAGGAGCUACUUGGAAGGCCAAAAGAGAAUGUAAAAACUGAUCACAAGAGACUGAAAGGACUUUGUUAGGGAGCUAUAUACCAAGGGAUAGUGUUAAAGACUGGCUUGAAAGCAUGCCAUCAAACUUCGCAGCAGCACUGGAGCCGAAGAGAUUCUACAAUGAGGACAGACGUGUCAACAAAUAUCAGAUUCAAGACUAAUGUGGUUGAAUUUGUCUUUAAAAAAUGUGCACUUACUGUGAAUGUUAAAAAAGUGGGGGUAAUAAUUGGUGUAGAAGCAGCGUUAUGUUCAAAUGUAUGCAAGGUUUUAUUUUGAAGUUUGUGUUACUGGUGUCAAAUAAGUGCAAUAAAUGUGAAGUGAUGGGUAUUCAUGCAAAAGUGUGUUUGACAUAAGAUGGUUUGAAGAAGUGAACAACACAAGGAGAACAGUUUAUAUUUUUGUACAGCUGCACAUGUUGUGAAUUAAUGUACUUGCUGAUGUUUAUCUUUCUUUUUAUUUGACUUAUUAAUAAAGCUUUCUUUUGAA
Molecule: messenger RNA, 1301 nt
Organism: Eleginops maclovinus (Patagonian blennie)
Lineage: Eukaryota; Metazoa; Chordata; Actinopteri; Perciformes; Eleginopidae
Product: GTP-binding protein Rhes-like
Exons: 1
Coding region: 146-772 (208 amino acids)
Molecular function (GO): GTPase activity; GTP binding
Source: RefSeq, a predicted model, not a curated record